Drechmeria coniospora is the source of this 630-nucleotide messenger RNA. RefSeq lists its product as uncharacterized. The record is from RefSeq and is a predicted model, not a curated record. Lineage: Eukaryota; Fungi; Ascomycota; Sordariomycetes; Hypocreales; Ophiocordycipitaceae. The transcript has 3 exons. Bases 1 to 630 code for a protein of 209 amino acids.
AUGCCGCUCAUCGCAUCCAACACCAUCAUCACCUCCAUCUCCCUCUUCCACCUCACCCUCGCCUUCUUUUUCCUUACGAGCCCGCAGACCAUCAGCGACCAGGUCCUCGUCUACAUCAUGGGCGAGAGCAUGCGCAUGCCUGAAACCCAUGCCUUUGACGCCCAGAGUCCGGCCCUCGCUUUUCUUGCCACUCUCCUCGCCUUCCUCGGCCUCAGCGACCUCGUCUCCCUUUCCAUGCCCGAGGAGCUCGGCUCGUUGUAUUACUGGGGCACCCAAGCUCCCCUCCGCUCCUUCUUCUCCAUGCUCCUCGUCUUCUACACCUACUUUUUCAGCCCAUCAUCACCUCUCUACACCUCCUCCAUCUUCGAUUCGCGUGCAAAUCUCCGUGUCCACCCAUCCGAUGGCUCAUCGUCCACGUCUGCUUUUGCAUCCACUUCUGCCUCGUCGACCUAUCGCCCUUCGGCAUGGGGCGGCGAAGCUCUAAAGAAUCGCGUCUUCUUCACGUUUGUCUUCCUCGAAAUGAUCACCUGGUUCUGGAUCUGGGUGACCCUGCGCGAAGAGCGCCCGGAAGUUGUCAAGAAAAUGCGCGACGUCCACGAUAAGCGGACGAGACGGGUGCGCGACGAAUAG